Messenger RNA from Periophthalmus magnuspinnatus, 1851 nucleotides. RefSeq names its product H2.0-like homeo box 1 (Drosophila) (gene hlx1). The record is from RefSeq and is a predicted model, not a curated record. The transcript is spliced from 4 exons. Gene Ontology annotation, biological process: regulation of DNA-templated transcription. Bases 120 to 1271 code for a protein of 383 amino acids. Gene Ontology annotation, molecular function: sequence-specific DNA binding; DNA-binding transcription factor activity, RNA polymerase II-specific. Lineage: Eukaryota; Metazoa; Chordata; Actinopteri; Gobiiformes; Gobiidae.
UUCAGAGCUGCGAGAGCAAUACUGGCACUUCCACUAAGAGGGAACAACCAGCUGCGGGGUUUUAGUUAUCUUUGCCUUUUCAACAAGCUUUCAUAUGUGUGUCUGAGUGUGACUACGGGAUGUAUACAGCCGGGCUCAAUCCCUUUUACGCAUCGAACUUCAGCCUGUGGUCUGCGUACUGCGCGGGGGGCUUCGCUGUGGAUACCAUGAAGAAGCCGUCGUUUUGCAUUGCAGAUAUUUUACAAGCGGGAGACGGGGAGAACAUCCCGAGUUCCUCCGCUCUCAUGGUGCACAUGGGGCACCACAGGACGCAGGGGCGCGCUGGCACACCUCCCCUGCGCCCGUCUCCCGUCGCUCCAGAGCCAGCUUUAUACGCGGCCAGAGUGAGCCCUGCAUCGCCCUACCAUAGACACGGACUACAGCUAACCUCAGUGUCCCGGACCGCGUUCAACUCCCAACAAGCACCGCCGCCUUCCAGUAAAGACCUCAAGUUUGGAAUAGAUCGGAUACUUUCCACGGACUUUGAUCCAAAAAGUAAAGAAAAGUCGUCAUUAAGAGAUCUUACCUCCAUCGUAAGCUCAAACCGUCAGUCAGGGCUCCACCAUGUUGCGGUCCAGCCUACGUCCGGCCAGUACUACUCCUCCAUAGACCCGGGGAUGAGCGAAGCAGCCUCCAUGAUGGGCGCACUAGGCAGCAGCAGCAGACAAACAGGCCAGCAUCAGUUUCAAGACAGCUUUCCAGGCCCCUAUGCUGUCCUCACCAAAGACACAAUGCCCCAAACCUACAAGAGGAAGAGAUCGUGGUCCAGGGCAGUGUUCUCCAACCUGCAGAGAAAAGGGCUGGAAAAGAGAUUUGAAAUUCAGAAGUAUGUCACCAAACCGGACAGGAAGCAGCUGGCCGCCAUGUUGGGUCUCACAGACGCACAGGUGAAGGUCUGGUUUCAGAACAGGCGCAUGAAGUGGAGACACUCCAAAGAGGCGCAGGCCCAGAAGGACAAGGACCCAGCGGGGGACAAGACUCUGCCCGAGGCCUCGGAGAGCAAAGACCCGACCGAGUCUGACUGUGACAGCGAGCCCCGGACCGACUGUGAGUCCGACGACCCCGCGGAGGUAGACGAGGACGACGCGACUCAUUUGGACGUUUCUUCGGUUCUUAACAAUCAGACAAGCGUCAUUAUGAGCGGGACAUGCGCACCAAGCAGUCCGCCCGGGAGUGAGGAGGGGACGGCCACUGCCAGCACGGACACAGCGGCCUCCCAGGUGCUGCUAUGAAGGCCACUGUCAGCACGGGCUUAGUUCAUGAACUAUGGCGUUAUAAAAGUAUUAACUAGGCAGAAGAACGACAGCAGGGCUUUUUAAAUGGACGGACUGUGGACUGUGGCAGGUAUGGUUAGCCAGGCCUGUGGAGGCGCGGGCUAAUUCCUGGAAAGUAGGGGCUAAAAAAAUAACAUAAGCUUGAAAAUGUAAAACAAAAUAUAAACGAAGUCACCUUUUCAACUUUAAACCUAAUAAAGCAUAUUCAUUAGGUUAAAAAUCAAACAAGGCAUUUUAAGUCUCUUUAUCAUGUUCGACAAAUAAUUUUAAGCUAAUUUGACAAAGCUAACUUACGCCACUAAAUAGACGGUUCCAUGUGCUGUCGUUUUCUUAGCAGUUUUCAUGCCUUGAUGUUUUUUCCCUCAAGUGAAGAUAAACUGCGGUUGUGAAUUUUAUUUUCAGGUUAUGAACCACUUGUUUCACGUAACAAAAUCUCAGAACAUCAGAUAGUGUUUAAAUAUUUUGUCUGAAUAUAUUUGUGCUAUUUUGUUAUUGAUAAUUUGCACUGAAAACUAUGUAAAUAAAACGUUUCCUAUGU